CAACUACGAAUCUUUCUGUUUACAGUUAUAUCUUCGAAAGAUAGUAUUUUUAUAGAUUUUAGAACUUAGAUUUUACCCAAAUCCCUAAACUGUUCAUCAUGAACCAUCUGUCAAAGCUUCGAACUUGUUCUAUUCUCAAAUGGGAUUUCGUGAAUUUGGCUGAAUUCAAUCUUACCCCAUCAAAAACCACCAUUGGAGGUGCUUGUCUCAACCACAUUACCCAAAACCCUAGGUUCUAUCGUAGAAAAGCAUCUGUUCAAUCAAUCAAUGGUCAGAAAUCAAAUGUUUUGCCCAACGAAGACGAUGGUUCUUCCAUAGCACUUCGAGAAGCACAAGAUGCUUUGAUCGAAUACCUCCAUUCCACAAGAAGUUUGCAGUAUUUGGAUGCUGAAAAUAUCGGUCGAAAUUCGCCUAAAUUUCUUGAAAAUUUGCUGAAAGGCGUAGAAAAUGAGAAGGAUGCUAAACAGUCGAUAAGAAGGUUGCUUCGAUACCAUCCGAUAAACGAAUUUGAGCCUUUCUUUGAGAGCAUGGGUUUGAAGCUAUGUGAGUAUUCUUCGAUUUUGCCACGAAAUAUUAUGUAUUUAUCAGAUGAUCAACUGUUGUUAGCGAAUUAUCAUGUGUUAUGUGAGUAUGGAAUAGCUCCAAAUAAGAUGGGAAAGAUUUUCUUGGAAGCUCGGGAAGUUUUUCGAUACGAUCAUGGUCGUUUGCUAUCGCAGCUUGAUUCUCUUCAAGAAAUGGGGUUUUCUCAAUCUGGUGUUGCUAAGAUCGUGGCUUCAAGCCCGAAUCUUUUAGUAAAUCGGGAUUUCUCCAAGGUUUUAGAUCAGUUAACAGAUGUCGGGAUUGUAGAAAGUUGGUUCGAUGUGCAUAUUUCGGAGGAAAAUUCGUACGAUUGGAGCAAGAUUCUUGAAACUUUAUCUUUACUCAAGAAAUUCGGUAUUAGAAAUCAAGAUUUAGGAGAAUUAUUGCGCAAGAAUGCGGCAGUUCUAAUGGAAGAUUCAGGAGCUAGAACCAUUUCAUUGAUUGUGUUCUUGAUAAAGUUUGGAGCUUCCGUUGAUGACAUACUAUCAAUGUUUAAGCAGUUCCCAGAAUUCGGGAUCCAAAGAUUUAUGUCAAAUUUGAAGAAUGGCUAUCACUUUCUUCUUGCAAUCGAGAUGGAUAUCAACGACAUUUCAAAUAUCAUUCGUACCCACCCGACUGUUCUUGGUUCUUGCAUCCUAAAAACUGUCAAAACUCUGCUAAACGGAUUAAAUUCUGGGAAAAAGCGGCUUUGUGAUAUCAUAAAAGAAAACCCGCUAGAAAUGAAGAACUGGGUUCUAGGAACGAAAGUGAAAGCCUUACCGAACUCAAAGAAAGAUUUUCCCCAGAAAAAGAUUCGAUUUUUGUUAGAUUUAGGAUUCACCGAAAACUCUAGCGAAAUGAGCAAGGCUCUGAAGUCAUUCCGAGGCCAUGGAGGGGAGCUUCAAGAACGGUUUGAUUGUUUGGUGAACGCUGGAUUAAGGCGCGAAGAUGUUGCAGUAAUGGUUAAAUCAGCUCCUCAAGUUAUAAAUCAAACCAAAGAGGUACUAGAAACGAAGAUAGAUUUUCUUGUUAAUGAUUUACGUUAUCCUGUUGCUUCGUUAGUUGCAUAUCCAGCGUUUUUAUCGUGCUCUUUUCAGAAGAUUAAGCUUCGGUUUGCAAUGUGUAAUUGGCUCGUAGAUUGUGGGAAAAUGAAAGGUAAGUUGGCGUUGAGCACGGUUCUUGCUAGCUCCGAUAGGAAUUUUUUACGAGAUAAAGUAGAUCGUCAUCCUGAACGAAUGGAGGUUUGGAAUAAAUUCAAGAACCAAUUUUAUCCCGAAUGAACAACUUCUAUAGAUUGGAAAUAUGGCAACCAUUUAAACAAGAGUUUUCCGUUCUAUCCAUAUUAGCUUCGAGUUGUCGGUUGUUGCAGAGACGUAAACCAAACGAAACCGAUGUGUCCUGAAAGCGUGCAUGACGGUGGGAUGUAUGCACACCUGACUUUUCUAUCGAAAGUGACAAUAGCAGUAGAGAAAAGCUGUAAAAGAACCAAAAAGAGGGUGUUCUUUGACUUUCAAAAGUCAAACAUACACUU
Cynara cardunculus var. scolymus (artichoke) is the source of this 2089-nucleotide messenger RNA. Its product is annotated as transcription termination factor MTEF18, mitochondrial-like. NCBI's taxonomy places the organism in Eukaryota, Viridiplantae, Streptophyta, Magnoliopsida, Asterales, Asteraceae. Gene Ontology annotation, biological process: regulation of DNA-templated transcription; chloroplast organization. Gene Ontology annotation, molecular function: double-stranded DNA binding. Gene Ontology annotation, cellular component: chloroplast. The transcript has a single exon. The coding region runs from base 99 to 1838 and encodes 579 amino acids. The record is from RefSeq and is a predicted model, not a curated record.